Molecule: messenger RNA, 528 nt
Organism: Knipowitschia caucasica
Lineage: Eukaryota; Metazoa; Chordata; Actinopteri; Gobiiformes; Gobiidae
Source: the annotation of a GenBank genome assembly
AUGCUUCCUCCUCCGCGGGGGGCGCCCUGGGACCUCCUCCUCCGCGAGGGGCGCCCUGGGACCUCCUCCUCCGCGGGGGGCGCCCUGGGACCUCCUCCUCCGCGGGGGACGCCCUGGGACCUCCUCCUCCGCGGGGGGCGCCCUGGGACCUCCUCCUCCGCGAGGGGCGCCCUGGGACCUCCUCCUCCGCGGGGGGCGCCCUGGGACCUCCUCCUCCGCGGGGGACGCCCUGGGACCUCCUCCUCCGCGGGCCCUGGGACCUCCUCCUCCGCGGGGGACGCCCUGGGACCUCCUCCUCCGCGGGGGGCGCCCUGGGACCUCCUCCUCCGCGGGGGACGCCCUGGGACCUCCUCCUCCGCGGGGGGCGCCCUGGGACCUCCUCCUCCGCGGGGGGCGCUCUGGGACCUCCUCCUCCGCGGGGGGCGCCCUGGGACCUCCUCCUCCGCGGGGGGCGCCCUGGGACCUCCUCCUCCGGGACAGAUGCUGGAGCCGCUGCUGCUGCUUCACACAACUACGAAAAAUGUUUAA